Messenger RNA from Striga hermonthica, 10578 nucleotides. The record is from the annotation of a GenBank genome assembly. NCBI's taxonomy places the organism in Eukaryota, Viridiplantae, Streptophyta, Magnoliopsida, Lamiales, Orobanchaceae.
AUGCAGCCUUCAAGGAUAAAAGCUUUUGUUGAAAAGGUUAUCCAGUGCCCGUUGCAGGAUAUAGCAAUUCCUCUCUCUGGUUUUCGCUGGGAAUAUGGAAAGGGAAACUUCAACCAUUGGAGGCCUCUAUUUAUACAUUUUGACACAUAUUUCAAGACUUACUUGUCUUGCAGAAAUGACCUCCUUUUGUCAGAUGAUAUUUUAGGAGACGUCAGCCCAUUCCCUAAACAGGCAGUUUUACAAAUUCUGAGAGUUAUGCAGAUUAUUCUAGAAAAUUGCCGCAACAAGACUUCUUUCGCCGCGAUAGAGCAUUUCAAGCUAUUGCUUGCUUCACCUGAUCCAGAUAUUCUCAUAGCAGCUUUAGAGGCUCUUUGUGCAUUUGUGAAAAUAAUUCCAUCGAAAUUGCACGUGAAUGGAAAGAUGGUUGGAUGUGGGUCAGUGAACAGUUGUCUUUUAUCACUUGCACAAGGCUGGGGUAGCAAAGAAGAAGGCCUGGGUUUGUAUUCCUGUGUUUCUCUACAUGAAAGGUCUGAGGGUGAUGUGUUAUGCUUGUUUCCAUCUGAGGAUCAAAAUGAUUGUGAUAAAUUGCACCAUCGCCUAGGAUCCACACUGUACUUUGAGUUGCGUGGCACUGUGUCUUCUGGGACAAGUAUAAUUCAGCUUCCCGAUCUUCACUUGCGAGAAGAGGAUGACCUGUCACUCAUGAAGUUAUGUAUUCAGAAGUAUAAUGUGCCUUUGCAGCUCAGAUUUCCAUUGUUUUCAAGAAUCAGAUAUGCUCGUGCAUUCCGUUCCUCCAAAACAUGCAGACUUUACAGCAAGAUUUCUCUUCUUGCGUUUAUUGUGCUUGUACAGUCGAGUGAUGCUCAUGAUGAACUUGUUUCAUUUUUCGCUAAUGAGCCAGAGUACACGAAUGAAUUGAUUAGAAUUGUGAAGUCUGAAGAAAUCAUAUCUGGCACCACGAGGACCCUUGCAAUGACAGCACUUGGAGCACAGUUAGCUGCAUAUGCUGCGUCUCAUGAAAGGGCACGAAUAUUGCGUGGAUCAAGCAUUAACAUUGUUAGUGGAAACCGUAUGGUUCUCCUUAAUGUCCUACAACGGGCAAUUAUAUCACUAAACAACCCUCUUGAUUUGUCAUCUGUUACCUAUGUUGAAGCCCUUCUCCAAUUUUAUUUGCUUCAUGUGAUAUCUUCUUCAAGUGCUGGAACUGUUGUUAGGGGAUCUGGGAUGGUCCCCACCUUUUUGCCACUUUUAGAAGAUUCAAAUCCUACUCACUUUCGUCUUGUUUGUAUCGCUGUGAAAACUCUACAGAAGCUCAUGGACUACAGCAACACAGCUGUCACCCUUUUCAGAGACCUGGGUGGAAUUGAGCUUUUGAUUCGUAGAUUGCAAGUUGAAGUUCGUAGAGUGAUUGAUUUCACUGGGUUGAAGGAUGAUACUGUGACCACAGAUGCAUAUUUUGAACAUGAUCAGUUGUGCACUUAUAAGAGAUUGGUCAGAGCUUUGUUGAAGGCUCUUGGUUCUGCCACUUAUGCAACUUCAAAUGCUGUGCGAUCUCAGAAUUCUUAUGAUGUCACCUUGGGCUCCACAUUGUUGAUAAUUUUCAGAAACAAGGAAAAAUUUGGAGGUGAGAUCUUCUCUGCAGCUGUCACUCUUAUGAGUGAAAUGAUUCACAAAGAUCCAACAUGUUUUAAUGCACUGUAUGACUUGGGUCUUCCUACGGCAUUCCUCUCAUCAAUUGUUGCUGGAAUACUUCCUUCUUCCAAAGCCAUUACAUGUAUUCCAAAUGGUCUUGGUGCUGUUUGCCUCAACUCUAAGGGCUUGGAGUCUGUCAGAGAAACUUCUGCUUUACGUUUCCUUGUUGAGAUCUUCACUGAUAGAAAGUAUGUGAUGGCUGUAAAUGAAUCCAUUGCUCCUUUGACAAAUGCGUUAGAAGAGCUGCUGCGGCAUGUAUCUGCUUUGAGAGGUACUGGUGUUGAUCUUAUAAUUGAGAUAAUUAAUAGAACUGCUCAGCUUGCUGAUAUCAAGUUCCAGGGGUUGAUUAGAAAAACAGAUGAAAUGGAAAUGGAUUCCGUGGUAUCUGAGGGUACGGAAAACAUAGGUGGGUGCUCAGAAAUUGGUGAAGCAGGUUGUUCUGUUGAUGGUAUCAGUGAUCAGCAGUGUAUGCAACUUUGCAUCUUUCAUGUGAUUGUACUACUUCACAGGACAAUGGAAAAUUCUGAAACCUGUCGCUUAUUUGUGGAGAAAUCUGGUAUUGAAGCUUUGCUGAAACUUCUUUUACGCCCAAGCAUUACUCAAUCGUCAGAAGGAAUGUCGAUAGCCUUAAAUAGCACUGUGGUAUUCAAGUGUUUUACGCAGCACCAUUCCACUCCUUUGGCUCGUGCUAUUUGCUCUUCGCUGCGUGAUCUUUUGAAAGAAACUCUGUCUAGGUUCAGUGUUGUCUCUGGUUCCUUUCUGCUGGAUCCUAAGUCCAGUCCAGAUCCCGUAUUAUUUUCUUCUCUAUCUCUAAUCGAGUUUGCAUUAUUUCUUGCUGCCUCGAAAGAUACUCGUUGGGUUAAUGCGUUGCUCACUGAAUUUGGUAAUGGCGAAAACGGUGUCCUAGUAGAUAUCAGUCAUAUUCAUCGUGAAGUCUUAUGGCAAAUUGCAUUGCUUGAAGAUGCCAAGGCUGGAACAGAAGAUGAAUCAACUGUUAAUGCCUCACAACAGUCUGAGUUGGGCAUGAAUGACACUGAAGACCCCAGGUCGAACUCAUUCAGGCAGUUUCUCGAUCCAUUGCUUAGAAGGAGAACUUCAGGAUGGAGCUUUGAGUCUCAAUUUUUUGACCUUAUAAAUUGGUAUCGUGAUCUUAGUCGGCCUUCAAGUCUUCAUCUUCAGCAGGUUGUUGAUCCACCAUUAAACUUGCAGGUUCAAUCAGUUCAGGAACAGCAUGGGUCUGGUUCCUCUGAUUUUUCUGAAUCCAGUUCUAGAAAGAAUGAUGACAAUCAAAGAUCAUACUAUCAAUCGUGCUGUGACAUGGUAUCGUCUUUAUCAAUUCACAUUACCCGUAUGUUUCAAGAGUUGGGGAAGGUGAUGCUGUUACCUUCUCGUCGAAGGGAGGAUACACUAAAUGUUUCGCCUUCUGCAAAAUCAGUGGCUUCUACCUUUGCUUCUAUAGUUGCCAAUCACAUGAGUUCUACAGGUCAUGUCAGUCCAUCUGGAUCUGAAGCUUCUGUGUCAACCAAGUGUCGCUAUUUUGGCAAGGUUAUUGAUUUCAUCGACAGUAUUCUUAUGGAUAAGCCAGACUCAGUUAACCUCGUCAUCUUGAAUUGUUUGUAUGGAAGAGGAGUUAUUCAUACAGUCUUGACUACAUUCGAGGCCACCAGUCAAUUGCCUUUUGCCAUCACUAGGGCUCCUGCUUCUCCAAUGGAGAUUGAUGAAGGAAGGCAAAAUCAAGUUGAAGAAGCUGAUUACUCGUGGAUAUAUGGACCUUUAGCUAGUUAUGGUAAACUUAUGGACCACUUUGUUACUUCGUCUUUUAUUCUAUCGCCAUCCAACAAGCAUCUGCUUACCCAGCCUCUAGUGCAAGGGGAUAUUUUAUUUCCUCGAGAUGCUGAAACGUUUGUCAAAAUUCUCCAGUCCAUGGUAUUGAAGGCUGUGCUUCCUGUUUGGACCCACCCUCGUUUCCCUGAAUGCAGUUACGAAUUCAUUGCAGCGGUUGUUGACAUUUUUAGACAUAAUUUCUCUGGAGUGGAAAUGAAAAAUGUUGGUGUUAAUGUGGGUCGUCUGGCUGGUCCUCCGCUGAAUGAGUCAACCAUUUCAACAAUUGUAGAGAUGGGGUUUUCAAGGUCUCGGGCAGAAGAAGCCUUAAGACAUGUGGGUUCUAAUAGUGUGGAGCUUGCUAUGGAAUGGUUAUUCUCACAUUCUGAGGAAACGCCAGAGGAUGAUGAGCUUGCUCGAGCGUUGGCAAUGUCCCUUGGGAACCCUGGUACGGAGACGAAAGAAGCUGUGACGGAUGAAAAACCUGAGCCUGUUGAAGAGGAAUUUGUGCAACUUCCUCCGGUGGAUGACUUGCUGUCGACAUGUCGGAGACUUGUGCAAAUGAAAGAGACAUUAGUUUUCCCUGUUAGGGACUUGCUUGUGAUGAUUUCCUCACAUAAUGAAGGGCAUGAAAGACCACACAUAGUUUCAUUUAUCAUCGAACAAGUAAAAAUUUGCAGUAGCACGUAUGGAAGUGAAAACCAAAACACGCUUUCUGCCUUUUUCCAUGUACUUGCUCUAAUACUUCAUGAAGAUCCAGCUUCUCGAGAAUUAGCCUCCAAAAAUGGUUUCGUUAAAGUUGCAUCAGAUCUUCUUCAAUUGUGGAGUUGUUCCAGUGAACAAGAAUCAUCUCAAGUUCCAAAGUGGGUAACUUCAGCAUUUGUUGCCAUUGAUCGCCUUGCUCAAAUGGACACUAAGUCCAAUGCUGAUGUGCUAGAAGUUAUGAUGAAGAAUGCUGGUGGCAAUCAUACUUCAAUUGUUAUUGAUGAUGAUAAGCAUAACAAAUCACCAAUGUCUUUGGGGCAGUUGAAAAUUUUGGAUUUGCAGGAGCAGAACAGACUAAUUGAAGUAGCUUGCAAUUGCAUCAGGAAACAAUUGCCUUCUGAAACAAUGCAUGCUGUUUUGCAGCUCUGUUCUACCCUCACGAGGACUCACUCAGUUGCUGUUAGCUUUCUUGAGGCUGGAGGCCUGCAUUUGAUUCUUUCCUUGCCUGCUAGGAGCUUGUUUGUUGGUUUUGACUGUGUUGUAGCUGUUAUAAUACGCCACAUCCUUGAAGAUUCUCAAACUUUACAGCAGGCCAUGGAGUCUGAGAUAAGGCAUACUUUCCUGACUUUUGCUAACCGGCAGUCUACUGGAAGGCUUACUCCACGAAAUUUUCUGUCAAAUUUAAGUGCCCUUAUUCAACGGGAUCCCAUAAUUUUUAUGCAAGCUGCCAAGUCUGUUUGUUAUGUUGAGAUGGUUGGUGAUCGACCGUAUGUUGUUUUAAUAAAAGAUCGUGAGAAGGAUAAAUGUAAGGAGAAAGAGAAGGAGAAGGAGAAAAACCAAGGUAAUGAUGGGAAGACGAGCAUUCCUAGCAGUGCUCAAGGGAAGCUUCUUGAUGUAAAUUCUAAAACCUCCAAGGUGCAUAGAAAACCUCCACAUAGUUUUGUAAAUGUGAUUGAUCUUCUACUGGAGUUAGUAUUGACCUUCUUGCCACCUGCUUCUGAAGAUAAAUCUCUUGUCAAUGAUGGCUCAUCAUCUGUUGAUAUGGAAAUUGAUGUUUCUGCCAUCAAAGGUAAGGGAAAAGCUGUUGCCUCCCUGUCUAAAUCAAAUGAAGCAAACGAUGAAGAAUUCCCUGUGUCCAUGGUGAAGGUUGUAUUUAUACUGAAGCUCUUGACCGAGAUUCUUUUCAUGUAUAGUUCCUCCAUUCAUAUUCUCGUGCGGAAGGAUUCCGAAGUUGGUGGCUACAGGGGAGUUACCCAACAUGCUGACACUCCUUGCUCAGCUGGUGGGAUCUUUCAUCAUGUUCUUUACAAGUUUCUUCCAUAUACUAAAGAUCCUAAAAAGGAUAGGAAAACGGAAGUGGAUUGGAGCUAUAAACUGGCCAGUAAAGCCAACCAUUUUUUGGUGUCUUCUUGUGUUCGCUCAACUGAGGCAAGGAAAAGAAUAUUCUCAGAGAUCACUAAUGUUUUCAACGACUUUGUUGACUCUUCUAAUGGUUUUAGGGCUCCAGGAGCUGACGUUCAGUCUCUCACUGAUUUACUCCAUGAUGUUCUGUCUGCUCGGUCACCGACUGUGACCAAGGAACAUGUUCAUGCUUUUGAGUCCAUUAAUGGAAAAGAAGAGCAAUUGAUAACACCUACUGAUCCUAGUGAGCCUGGGGUAGGAAAUGGCGGUGGUCUGCAUGCUUCUGAUGCUGCAGUUAAUGCUAAUGAAAAUUCAGUACAAAUAGAUGGGAGUGAGGCGUCUCACACAGUGCAGAACUAUGGUGGACCUGAGACAGUCAAUGAUGAUAUGGAACACGACCAGGAUACGGGCUUUUUAGCUGCUGUAGAUGAUUACAUGCAGGAGAACACUGAGGGGAUACAAAAUCUUCAAAGUGGCCUUGACACUGUUGGGAUUAGAUUUGAAAUUCGACCUAAUUUAAGAGGGGAUCUUGAUGAAGAUGAAGAUGAUGAUGAUGAGAUAUCUGGUGAUGAAGAGGAUGGAGUUAAUGAUGAUGAAGAUGAGGAUGCUGAUGAUGAGCAGAAUAAUAUUGAACACGAUGAAGCCCAUCUUCUCCCACAUACCGACACUGACCAAGAUGACCAUGACAUUGAUGAAGAUGAAUUUGAUGAGGAUGUGAUGGAAGAGGAUGAAGAUGAAGAGGACGAUGAGGAUGGGGUUAUUUUGCAACUAGGUGAUGGAAUGAAUGGUGUAAAUGUAUUUGAUCAUAUAGAGGUUUUUGGCAGAGAUAGCAUUUCCAGUGGAACGUUUCAAGUCAUGCCUGUUGAAAUAUUUGGCUCCAGACGGCAGGGGCGAACCACAUCCAUAUACAAUUUCUUAGGGAGAAGUGGUGAUAGAGCUGGCCCUUCCCAACAUCCACUUCUAGUGGAACCACAUCCUUCACUGAAUACAUUUCUUCCUAGACCAUCAGAGAAUAACCAUGAUGCGCGCUCCAACUCAGAAGCACUGUCACAGUUAAACUCCGUUUUCAGAUCACUUCGACAUGGCCGGCAAGGACAUAGAUUUGAUUUGUUGGCCAAUGAAGACCAGCUAAGCAAUGGAUCAAACUCAUCUGGUGUCCCUCAAGGGCUUGAGGAAGUACUUGUUUCCAGCUUGAGGCGUCCCUCUACGGAGAAACCCUCCAACAAUACUGCAGCUGUUGAAUCUCAAAACAGAGUUGAACUUGGUCUGUCUGCUGAAUCUGCUGAGACAACGGCUGGAAAUCAAGAAAGUGUCGGAGGCAUAACUGAACAUCCUCCUUCAGCAGUGUUGGAGAGUGCCGGAGUUGGUAAUGUUUCAACUGCACAUGAAACUCAGGGUAUGGAAUCUUCAAAUCAAACACCUCAGUCUGUUGAUAUUCAGUACGACCAUGCUGAUGUCAUGCGUGAUGUUGAAGCAGUGAGUCAGGAGAGUAGUGGAAGUGGGGCCACUUUAGGUGAAAGCUUACGAAGUCUGGAUGUUGAAAUUGGAAGUGCUGAUGGUCAUGAUGAUGGUGGAGAUAGACAAGCAGGUAGUGAUGCCCGAAUAAGGAGAAUUAAUCCUGCUUUUGGUAAUAACACAUCUCUGAGCGGGAGAGAUGCACCACUCCAUAGCGUCACAGAAGUUUCAGAAGACCCAAUCCCAGAGGCAGAACAAACCGCACCCCCUAAUGAAGAGCAAAAUAAUCAUGAUGCUGAACCUAUCGAUCCUGCUUUUCUUGACGCACUUCCUGAGGAGUUGCGUGCUGAGGUUCUCUCUGCCCAACCUAGUGAAACUUCAAAUCCGCAAAAUCCCGAACCCCAAAAUAAUGGGGAUAUAGACCCUGAAUUUCUUGCAGCACUUCCCCCUGAUAUCCGUGAAGAGGUUUUGGCACAACAAAGGGCUCAAAGGCUGCAGCAGUCCCAUGAACUGGAAGGUCAACCUGUUGAAAUGGACACUGUCUCAAUCAUUGCGACGUUUCCUUCAGACAUAAGAGAAGAGGUUCUUUUAACUUCCUCUGAUGCUAUUCUUGCAAAUUUAACCCCGGCCCUUGUUGCUGAAGCAAACAUGUUGCGCGAAAGGUUUGCACGUAGGUACAAUCAAACUCUAUUUGGUAUAUAUCCGCGAAACCGCAGGGGUGAGUCUUCUAGGCGAGGUGUGGAUAGAGUUGGUGGUGGUCUUUCUCGUCGAUCUACUGCUGUUACGCCAGUCGAGGCUGAUGGAUUGCCUUUGGUCGACACAGAAGGUCUGGAAUCACUGAUUCGGUUGCUUCGUGUUGUUCAGCCACUUUAUAGAAGUCAACAGAGACUACUUCUUAACCUCUGUGCUCACGCUGAAACCCGAGUUGAUUUGUUAAAAAUUUUGAUGGACUUAUUACUGUCGAAUAAGCGAAGAUUUCCCAGUGAUCUGAAUGCUACAGAACCUCCUUACAGGCUGUACGCUUGCAAGCAUGUGAUGUAUUCUCGUCCUCAGCAUGUUGAUGGUGUUCCCCCUUUGGUGUCUCGUCGAGCUCUAGAGACUCUCACCUAUUUGUCCGGUAACCAUCCUUUGGUUGCAAAACUGUUACUUGAGCUCAGAUUGCCACAAGUGAAUUUUAAGGAGUCCCCGAGCUCAGAUGAAAAAGGGAAAAAAGCUAUGUUGCUUUCCGAUGAAGACAUGUCAGAAAAAUACACAGAAAGGCAGUCAUCUCUGUCAUUGCUUCUAAGCCUCUUCAACCGACCACUUUAUUUAAGAAGCAUAACUCAUCUAGAGCAGCUGCUAAAUUUGUUGGAUGUCAUCCUUGAUAAUGCCGAGAAGAAAUCAAAUUCAUCUCAUGACCCUGGGUCAUCUGCAUCUGAACAGCCAUCUAAUCCUCAAGAUUCCACAUCAGUUGUUUCUGCAACAUCAGGGGAAGGUAACUCUUCCUUGAAAGCAUUGUCUUCUGAUGAAGAUAAAGAGCAGAAUGCUAAAGACCUCAACAACUUGCCGAAGUUGGAGCUUCAACGUCUUUGCUCACUUCUUGCAUCCGAAGGUCUCUCAGAUAAUGCCUACACCCUUGUUGCGGAGGUAUUAAGAAAGCUGGUGACGAUUGCUCCUAUUCAUUGUAAUCACUUUGUUACUGAGCUGGCUGGUUCAGUUCGAAGCCUCACCAAGUCUGCUAUAGAAGAGUUACAAGUCUUUGGCGACAUAGAGAAAGCUCUCCUUUUUACUACUACUCAUGGGGCUCCAGUUCUCAGGGUCCUGCAAGCAUUGAGCUCUUUAGUUGUUGUACUUCUCAGUAAGGACAAGAAACAUCAGAACCUCCCUGAUACGGAGUACACUGCUGCUGUUACGGUGGUUUGGGAUAUUAAUGCAGCUCUUGAGCCAUUGUGGCAGGAACUGAGCAACUGCAUAAGCAAAAUAGAGACUUACUCAGAUAUGGUAUCCGAUCGUUCAGCUUCAUCUGUCAAACCAUCUAUCAGUUCAGUGCCCUCACUUCCUGCAGGAACUCAGAAUGUUUUGCCAUACAUAGAGUCAUUCUUUGUGACUUGUGAGAAGUUGAACCCUGGUCAGUCGAGUUCAGGCACUGAUUUUGGUGCUACUUCUGUUUCUGAUGUUGUCGAGGGUAUUGCAUCUUCUAGUCAAGUCAAACCUUCAGGAUCAUCUUUGAAAGUGGAUGAGAAACAUGUUGCUUUCUUAAGGUUCUCAGAGAAGCACAGAAAGCUUCUCAAUGCUUUUGUGAGGCAAAAUCCAGGAUUGCUUGAGAAGUCCUUUUCACUUAUGCUCAAGGUUCCUCGCUUUAUUGAUUUUGAUAAUAAACGUUCCCACUUUAGAUCCAAGAUAAAGAAUCUGCAUGAUACUCAACACAGUCCUUUGAGAAUUUCUGUGAGAAGAGCUUACAUCCUUGAAGAUUCGUAUAAUCAGCUGCGUUUGAGGCCUGCACAAGAUUUGAAGGGUAGAUUGACUGUUCAUUUUCAAGGGGAGGAAGGAAUUGACGCUGGUGGUCUUACUAGGGAGUGGUAUCAGUUGCUCUCUAGGGUGAUCUUCGACAAGGGGGCACUACUAUUCACAACCGUCGGGAAUGAAUCAACAUUUCAGCCAAACCCCAAUUCUGUUUACCAAACCGAGCAUCUCUCGUACUUCAAAUUUGUUGGGCGAGUUGUUGGGAAGGCACUAUUUGAUGGGCAGCUCCUUGACGUACACUUCACUCGCUCCUUUUACAAACAUAUUCUUGGGGUUAAAGUUACAUAUCAUGAUAUUGAAGCUAUUGAUCCAGAUUAUUUCAAGAAUUUGAAAUGGUUGCUUGAGAAUGAUAUAAGUGAUGUCCUGGACUUGACCUUCAGCAUUGACGCCGACGAAGAAAAGCUGAUUCUUUAUGAACGUACUCAAGUAACUGACUAUGAACUAAUCCCUGGAGGUCGAAAUAUUAGAGUAACUGAGGCUAACAAGCACCAGUACGUUGAUUUAGUUGCUGAACAUCGGUUGACAACUGCCAUUCGUCCUCAGAUAAAUGCAUUUAUGGAGGGUUUUAAUGAACUAAUCUCUCGUGAUUUGAUAUCUAUAUUCAAUGACAAGGAAUUGGAACUCCUGAUAAGUGGGCUGCCUGACAUCGACUUGGAUGAUCUGAGGGCAAAUACAGAGUACUCAGGGUACAGCACCGCUUCUCCAGCUAUUCAAUGGUUCUGGGAGAUUGUUCAAGGAUUCAGCAAAGAGGAUAAAGCUCGCCUGCUGCAAUUUGUGACUGGAACAUCAAAGGUGCCUUUAGAAGGAUUUGGUGCACUUCAAGGAAUUUCAGGAUCACAAAAAUUCCAGAUUCACAAGGCAUAUGGCAGUCCCGAUCAUUUGCCUUCUGCUCACACAUGUUUCAAUCAGUUGGAUCUUCCGGAUUAUCCUUCCAAGGAGCGGUUGGAGGAGAGACUGUUGCUUGCUAUCCAUGAAGGCAAUGAGGGGUUUGGAUUCGGUUAA